CAGAGAGAGAGAGAAGAGGAAGAAAAAGCAUAUCAGGAUAGAGCUUAAAGUCAUAUCAACCAAGAGAUCUUGCUACAACCUUCAACGCACUCCAUGAAAAGACAACAACCAUAAACAAAAACGAAGCUGGUGCCGAAACUGCCAAAACUGCCAGAACCCGCAUGGUCAAAACUUGACGUUUGGAAAUACCGCAAUAAUGAGCUCAAUCACUCUUUCCCACACCACAGAUGUCAACCUACAAGCUGCACGUUUAACCCGGCAUCUGUUGGACAAUGAUGGCCCUGAUGAUGACGCGGAGCUCAUGGCAUCUACCGUCUACGAUACGGCCUGGCUUGCGCUGGUCAAGAAGCGAGACACUGGCGGACAGCAGCAAUGGCUUUUCCCGGAGUGCUUCCAAUACAUUCUUGAAACGCAGCAAACGGACGGCGGCUGGGAGGCCCGCCGCUCUCAAGUGGAUGAUAUUCUCAAUACGGCAGCCUCGCUGCUCGUCCUUUGGCGCCAUGCCUCCGAACCGCUCCAAUUGACGUCUGGGCAAGCUGCAGAGGUGAAGGAUCGGGUCGAACGGGCGACGGCUGCUCUCCAACAUAUGUUAGAUGACUGGGACGUGUCUGCAGCGACGCACGUCGGCUGCGAAAUAAUAGUGCCGACGCUGCUCCGCCUCCUCAAAGAAGAAGGGGCUUCAUUCGAAUUCCCGAGCAGAGAUGCUUUGAUGGAUAUGCACACGGCCAAGAUGUCGGCCUUCAACCCAGAAUGCCUCUAUGGAAAGACGCAGGUGGCGGCCUUGCAUCACCUCGAGGCAUUCAUGGGCCAAAUCGACUACAGCAGGGUUGCACACCACAAGGUCGAUGGCGGUUUCAUGCGCUCGCCUUCUUCUACGGCGGCAUACCUCAUUGGUUUACCGGAUCCGGCAUGGGACGAUGAGGCGGAGAAUUAUCUGGCCACCGUUUUGACCAAGACGGGCGGCAAAGGUGCCCCCGGUGCAUUCCCCUCCACCAACUUGGAGUCUUCAUCGAAGGCCAUAUCAACCCUUUUACAGGCCGGAUUCUCGGCGAAGCACCUAGGCUCGUCCGCGACGGAGGUCGCCCAGCUACUGGACCAGGCGUUAGAGGAGGGAAGCGGCACCGUCGGAAAAAUGCCCUCCGUCAUGGCCGACGCCGGCGAUACGGCCCAAGUUCUCGGCGCGCUGGGUAAGCUUGGUAUUCCCAAGCCUGCCAAGCUGGAUUGCGUGACAAGCAACCAUACCCGAAUCGAUCCGUCGGACCGCGGGUAUAACAGGUUCGGCGUCAUCGGCAACGUCCUCAUCGCGCUGCUGCACCAGCCCGACCCGGCCAAGCAUAUCGGCCAGAUUUCCGUUGUGCUCGAAGAUUUGUGUCAUGCUUGGUGGAAGACUCCUUGGCCGGUCCAAGACGAACGAAACCUUUCUCCCUUAUAUCCCGGCAUGGUCGUGGUACAGGCCCUGGUAGAGGUGCUCGAUCUGGUGGAAACCGACAGGCUGCCCGAGUCUCUGGUGUCCGAUACCAAGAUCAGGACCAAGAUAGCAGUCGCCAUAUUCCACGUAGCCAUCCGCACGGUAGAGGCGCAGGAGGGCGAGGGCUCAUGGGGCGAGUCGGUGGAGGAGACGGCCUACGCUGUCAUCCUUCUCUCGGGAGCGGCUCGGAUCACCAUCUUCGACCCGGUCAGGCAACAGCUCGUCGACGCCGUGCGGAGGGCUGAGAAAUGGCUUGGGCCCAGGGCCUCGCCGGCGGGAGACCGUCUUUGGACCGGCAAGCUGACUUACGGUAGCCCGGUUGUGACUCGGGCCUACCGGCUCGCCGCCCUAAGGUCCGCGUCGCAAAUCGCAGCAGCGGGUACGGUAGGACGUUGCUUGCACACUGCCGGUCCCGCGCGCGAGUCGCUGGCGUAUGUCAAAGUAUACCGCGCCACACCCCUGUUUUCCGACGUCCCGGAGCAUCGACUUCUCACAGCCGUCAUAGAGAGUUCGCUCUUUCUGCCGAUGCUGAAAGAGCACACAUACGACGUGUUUACGCGUGAAAACGUGGGCAAGGAUAAAUAUUUCACCUUGAUACCUUUUACAUGGACCGGUUGCUGCAUGAUCAUGGGGCUGCAGCCGUCGGCCGAGUUCCUGUGGGAACUGACGACCAUUGGGGUCUUGGGCUUCCAAGUCGACGAGUUCAUCGAGGGGGUGGCACAACCCGUGUUCGCCGGCAAUCAUGACGUGGUAAAGCGGUACGUGCGAUACCUCCUGCCUAUGGAGCCGAGUGAUUCGGCUACGGAGCCGGACGGGCUCCAGGGCAUUGAGCGCCUCAAGCCGCUGCAGUCGUUUAGGAACUUUAUCAUGCAACACUGGGCCGUCGCGGCGGCGACUCCCGCCGACAGACUCAACCUUGCGCGCGAGCUGCGGGCGUAUCUCCUUGCGCAGAUCCAGCAGGCGGAAGACAACGUCCGCUUCGCCCAGAGUGCCGUAUUCGCUCCCGCGACGAGCUACUUUUCCUGGGCGCGCUCCAUCGCUACCGACCACAUUGCGUCACCUCUUUACUUCGCCUUCCUGGCAUGCCUGAUCCCGCAGACUGUCUGCCCUUCCCUAGCUGGUGCGGACAUCCUGCCUACUGUCGAGGAAAAGUACUACGCCGAGGCUGUCAGCAACCACUCGGGCUGCAUGUGCCGCAUCUACAAUGACUUGGGUUCCGUCUCACGCGACGCCGCGGAAGGGAAUAUCAACUCGCUCGAUUACCCCGACUUUGACCAUACGGUAAGCAAGACUAAAAAGGAGGCCCUGUGGGAGAUCGCCCAGUUCGAGAGGGCGGCUUGGGAAGAUGCCUUGAGGAGGCUAGAGGGGGCCUCGAAGAGACGUAUGGCUCAGCUGGGGGACAAGGCAAGGAAAUCGAUCGAGAUGAGGAUGAAAUAUUGGCGCAUGUAUUGCCACAUCACAGAUUUGUACGGGCAGAUUUGGGUGGUACGGGACUUUUCUAGUGACGUUAUCCAAGCCGCGCGCCGUUAGACAGACAGGUCGGUCGAGGUUUUUACCCAGCCCGCCGUUAACAAACGGGGAGUUGUACAGUUUGUUGCGUUGGCACCGUCCAAAACCUUUUGCAUGGUCCGUGCACAGAAACCCCCUAUUUUCUAAAAACCAAAAAAGCCAAAAGUAGGGCUUCUAGC
Molecule: messenger RNA, 3156 nt
Organism: Colletotrichum navitas
Lineage: Eukaryota; Fungi; Ascomycota; Sordariomycetes; Glomerellales; Glomerellaceae
Product: ent-kaurene synthase
Exons: 4
Coding region: 197-2998 (933 amino acids)
Biological process (GO): diterpenoid biosynthetic process
Molecular function (GO): terpene synthase activity; magnesium ion binding
Source: RefSeq, a predicted model, not a curated record